GUGUCCCGCUGUCUGUUCCAGCUGUACUCCCUCUACUGUACACUCCUCUCCUCUACUGUUAUCAGACUGUUGAGCCCAGCCUGUGUGGACUGACUGAAGCAAUGAAUGCAGGCAUCUGUGUAUGUGUACUGCUGGCUGCGUUCUCUGGCAGCAGUUUGGGGCGCCCAUCGCACUCGCAGGAUGAGGACAAGCCUGAGCCCCCCCAGCUCGACAGCGUUAUGUCUCCCCAACACACACGUCACACCCGUUCAGCACCCUCCAGUGGCCAGCUCAUCCCCUUCUCCAAACCGGCAGAGGACGAGGCAGAGGACCCCCGCAUCAGCCUGCGUGAACUACUGGGAAGACUGAUAUCCAGGAAAGGAUCAUUGCAGAGGAGCUCAUCUCUGAGCAGCAGAGCCAGCGGUCCGGGUCCCAGCCACAAGAUAAAGGACAGAGACUACCUGGGCUGGAUGGACUUCGGACGCCGCAGUGCAGAGGAGUACGAGGAGUACUCCUCAUAGAAACAGACACCACUAAAUCCAUCUCAAUUAUCAGAAAACUAAAAAAAUCAUUGUCCCCAACAGCUAGAUUUAUUAUGAUGUAUUUGAUGUAAAUGUGUUUGUAAAACUGAUAUGAAGCAAUAUAUAUAUAUAUAUACAGUACGUAUACAGAUUUUUGAAGAAAACAAAAAGGUUUGAUGCUUUUCUUACAUGUACCCUAUACACAGUCCCAUGUCCUUAAAACACACAGAUACCUAAUCAGAGAGAUUUUGUAGUAGAAUCAACCAAGUCUGCAUUAUAUAUAACAUCCUUCUCCAUAGUGUUUCCAAGCACUAAGGCCUUGGGCUCAUUGUAUUCCUAAGUGCCAUGCAGUCUAGUGCGUUUAGUGGGCUCAUGGCUUGCUCUAUUUGUCAUUUACAAAUAAUGUUACACAACGGCUCAUCUGACUCAUAUUUGCUCCCCCAUUAUGCUGGACCACAGUUGGCACACAUUGUUCACAGCUCUAGUCAUCACUGAGCCACAGAGAUGCAGCAACAUACAGCAAGAUCCUCCUCUUAAUGCAGAAGGUACAGGGAGGUUAGACCGUGAGAGACGACAGUGGGUGUAUUAGCAGCACACACAAUUUAGGUCUGAAAGUGAUACCUCCCUGAGCAACUUGUCUUCUUAUGGACCCACUGUACCUACAGCAGCCCAGCACAUCACUCGGACUGAAUUAAAGAGCAAGAGCGUUUUUGUUCACAAGCCGUCCUCCAAAUCUACUUUUUCAGACACACGGCCUUAGAGUGUGAUUGUAGCGGCAAUAACAGAGGCAAUAUCACAUCUCAGUCACUAAAUAGAUCAACCGGAACACAGAGGAGACAAAUAGAGCCUGGGUUUUUACAUUAGACAAAGCACGCAGCUUAACAAAUAUUGGAUGGAGUACCACUUGGGUGCAUUGGAGAGACAAUGGCUUGGCUUGGAUUGCACUGUUGUGAGCAUAAAGCUUGACUAGCGCUGCACUAACGCUAGCGCAGGUGUCCCUCAAUGAGCUGAUUUAAUUAUUUGCGACAGGUUUUUUCGUUGUGGGAUGGGAGGCAGGAGGCGGAGGAGGGGAGGAUGAG
This is a messenger RNA of Oncorhynchus keta (chum salmon), 1579 nucleotides long. RefSeq names its product cholecystokinin a (gene ccka). The coding region runs from base 102 to 500 and encodes 132 amino acids. The transcript has 3 exons. Gene Ontology annotation, cellular component: axon; extracellular region. Gene Ontology annotation, molecular function: neuropeptide hormone activity. NCBI's taxonomy places the organism in Eukaryota, Metazoa, Chordata, Actinopteri, Salmoniformes, Salmonidae. The record is from RefSeq and is a predicted model, not a curated record. Gene Ontology annotation, biological process: digestion.